Molecule: messenger RNA, 7649 nt
Organism: Caenorhabditis angaria
Lineage: Eukaryota; Metazoa; Nematoda; Chromadorea; Rhabditida; Rhabditidae
Source: the annotation of a GenBank genome assembly
AUGUUAACAUUCAACACAAAUAAAGCUGGAAUGUCCGGCAUAAAUAAGGAAAAAAUAACAAAAGUCAUCGAAGAAAACACGUCUGAAAAAUAUUCGAAUUUCUCCAAAAAACAAGAUGAAAGGAUUGAGGAACGAGUGAAGGAAAUCAAUCAAAUUCUGGAGAAAACAAGCGAAAUGGAAAAACGAAUUGCAGAAGAACAAAUGGAGAAAAUGCAAGAAAGUUUAGAAUAUCGCAGAGAUUUAUCGAGAAGCUGUGUUUGUAUUGAUAUGGAUGCUUUUUUUGCAGGUUUGGGUUUUGGAGAAGGAUUUUGAAAUGUCGAAUGACGAAGCGAGUCCUAACCAAAUCGAUUUUGUUUUAAAUGCCACGUCAUAGAAUCAAAAUUUCCUCAUUUUUCAGCUGUUGAAAUGCGAGAUGAUCCAAAUUUGCGAAAUGUUCCAAUGGCUGUCGGAUCUUCCUCAAUGUUAAGCACUUCAAAUUAUAUUGCACGUCGUUUUGGUGUUCGAGCAGCGAUGCCCGGAUUCAUUGCCAGAAAAUUAUGUCCAAAUCUCAAAAUUGUUCCUGUAAAUUAUGAGAAAUAUUCGAAAAUAAGUCAUAAAAUCGCGGAUAUUUUCGCUGAAUAUGAUUGCGAAAUGUCAAUGAUGUCUUUAGAUGAAGUUUAUAUUGAUCUAACCGAUUAUUUGGGAUCGAGGAAUUUGGAGACUGCUGAAAAAUCGAUUUUUACUCGGAUUCGUUUUGGUGGAGAAUGCAAUUGUCGAUUGCCAAGAUUUGAUGAGAAGGAGACAAUUGAAUUUGAAAUUGAAAUAAUUGAGGAAUCAUGUUUGAAGUGCGAAAAAAUACGGAAAAUUUAUAAAGAUAAAAUUGAAUUUGGAAAUGAUAGAGAAGAAGUGAGUUCAAUUAGGAAAUGUGAACUAUUUUUAUUCAUUUUAAUUACAGGUUGUUCGUGAAAUUCGAUUUCGCGUGGAACAAUUAACCGGUCUAACAUGCAGUGCUGGAAUCGCUGCAAAUUUCAUGUUAGCUAAAAUCUGCUCUGAUUUCAAUAAACCGAAUGGGCAAUUUGUAUUAGAAAACAAUCGAGAGACGAUUUUCAAAUUUCUGAAUGAUUUACCAAUUCGAAAAGUGACUGGAAUUGGUCGAGUAUCAGAAUCACAUUUAAAAGCAUGUCAAAUUCUAACAGUUGGAGAUAUGUUGAAGAAAAAAGGGAUUUUGCCAUUGGUUUUUUCGCCGCUAUCACAAGAAUCAUUUCUUCGAAUUGCACUUGGAUUACCACAUCGACCUUCGAAUUCGGAUUCCAAGAGGAAAAGUGUUUCGGUUGAAAGGUAAUUUUUAGAAAGAAAAUUUGGAAACGUAAACUAUGACGUGGCAUUUUGAAAAUGAUCAUUUUAAUUUUUCAAAAAUUGCAAAAGGAGAGUCGAUCAUCGUCACGAAGAAUUGAGAUAUCAUAUAUUUACUUCUUCUUAUUUAUUAUAUUUGAAACGUAUACAAUAAUAUAAUUAUAUAAAUCUUUUUGCUCAAUUUUCGAUCGAAUUCUCGAACUCUCCCGACUGACUGACAAUCCAAUUCUCUUUUAUAUACACGAAGUUUUUCGUGCGACCGACAUUUUUCUGGCUGCUUUUAUUUGAUUUGCGAAUUAUAUUAUAUACUUAUGUUCUGGUCUUUCUUUUCUUGUAUUUGUUUUAGACGCUUUUGUAUCUCUUGCGAAAAAAACUUUGUUGGAAAAACUAUGAAAAUUGAGAAUUUAGCAAUAAAAACCUCCUCAAAAAAUCUGGAAAAAUCGUGAUUUUCAGUAAAAAAAACUUUAAAUGAAUUUCAACUUGCCACGUGGUAAAAACACCCAAAAGUUCACGUUCAAAACAUUUUGUCAGGGGCUACGUGUCUGAAAGUUUUGAAAUCUGGCUGAAAAUCUAGAAAAAUUAUUUUUUUUAUUUGAAAAAUAGGUCAAUUUCUGACCCAAUUUUCAGCUUUUCAAAAAAUUUAAAAAAUUUCAGAAAUAUUGAAAUUUUUUGAUAAAUUCGGAAAUCUAAUUUUAUAAUCUUCAAAUUUUUCAGAACAUUUCAAUCAACCUCGGAUUUUUUGCGAAUCUCACAAAUCAAUUUGGAAAUUUGUGAAAUGUUGGAAAAUGAUAUUCGAAAAAUCGGAAUUAUUGGUAAUUUUUUUCCCCAUUCAUAUAAUUUUCAAAAAUUUCAUCAAAGUUUUCAGGUGGAAAAACAUUGACUUUGAAAUUGAAAUUGGCAACAUUUGAUGUUUUGACAAGAUCGAUUACUGUAGAAUCUAGCAGAAUUAUUUCGAGUUUUCAAGAAAUUGUGAAAUAUUCAUCAGAACUUCUUGAAAAAGAGAGAUCGAAAGAAAUUCGACUUCUUGGAGUUAGAUUGUCGAAUUUGGUUUUUGAGGAGGAAAAUGAAGACGAUGGAUCGAAAAAAGUUAAAAAGGUAUCAAGAAAUUUUUAAAAAUAUUUCAGAAAUUUUUAAAAAUAUUUCAGAUAACCGAAUUUUGGUCGGAAGCUGAUUUAAAACGCCGAAAACUCGAUGAAAAUAUUCAAGAGAUCAUAUAUUGUCCAGUGUGUUCAGCUGAAAUCGAGAAAAUUGAGGCAAAAAUCAAUGAGCAUAUCGAUUUUUGUCUAAAAAAUUCGGAAGAAUCACCAGAAUUGGUUUGUGUUCCGAUCGUUUCAACGAAGAAAAAAACGAAGAAACGAAAAAUUGGGAAAACUCUUGAUUCAUAUUUUUGUAAAUAAGUAAGUUUGUGAAUAAAAUUUUAAAUUUUAAAGAACUGUGAGCCAAGUAUAAAGCUGAAAAAAAUUCUCCAAUUUUGCUCAAAAAUUAAUGUUCCAUUUGGAACUCUCAUAGAUAAAAAAUAUUUCUUUUACCACGUGGCACUUUAAAUUCUGAAUUUGAAAAAAAACACGUGCCAAAGUUUGUAAUUUUGAAUUACGAACAUUUUUGAUCCUGAAAUAGUUUUUUAAGGAAAAUAUGGUGCCAAAAAUAGUUUUAGCUUCAGCAUAGAAUAGAUAUAUUUUUUUGGAAAUUUAGAGCUCCAAACUCGAUUCACCGGUCUCAAAUUUUUAUUUGGACAAUUCAAUUUCUCAAAUAAAGUUCCCUUUGAAUUCAUAUGUAUUUUUCAACAAUUGUUCGAAUUUUGUCUACCUAUUCUUAUUCAUUUUUCGAUAACAUCAAUUAUUCCCUUUUUCGAGAAAUGCGCCGAAAUUGUGAGGACGAAAAAUAAGAAGAAGAAGAAAAAAAGAUAUAAUCUCUUAAAAAGAAGCACAUUUUUAAUUGUGUCAAAUCGUCCUCUUAUUUUCCUUUUUGCGUUGAUUGAGGUACCCGAUUUUGCCGCAUUUUCGGAGUGUUGAAAAAUAAAAGAAGACGAACGAUUAAUUAAACAUUUGCGACGGAUCGAAAUUGAUCCGAAUCUUUAUCGAGAAAACUUCUAUUUUCGGUAGAUAAAAACAGAGUGCUAAAUGAAAUAUGGAAAGAUUUUGAAAGUACCUUCUAAUGGGAAUAAAAUUUGAGAAGUUUUGAAAAAUCUAUUAUUAUUUUGAAAAACAAUCCCGAGUUCUCACUAAAUCCAAAGAUGGCCUAGGAAUUAAAAUAUUUGUUAACGUUCGAAAAACAAUUUAGUUUAUCAACCUCAGUUUCCAAAAUAAAAUGAAUCCAAAAUAAAAUAUUUUUGUUGCCCAGGAACUGAAAACACUCCUGAUGGCCUAGAAAUCCCAGAAAACUUUCUGGCAGCCUAGAAAUUUCAAAACCAAUCUAAUUAAUCCCUCGUCACCUCAGUUUAUAAACAAAUAUGUACUCUUUUUCUGUGCCUCGGUCAUUUCCGGAUUGAUUCGAAUAUAUUAAAAAUUGGGGGAAGGGUGUCUAAAAUUGCGCAAUCAUGUUUCCAUAUUUUUUUGCCAAUUCAAUCCUAAUCAAUCAUUUUUUCUUGAAACAUGAUUACGUAACCUCUAAAUAUUUAGAUAUUGAUUCUGAAAAAUAAAAUAAUAAAUUUUAAAAGUUUUGAUAAGUUGCGCAAUUUGAGAUGCGCGAAAAAAUUGUGACAAGAUCGUGUCAGAUGAUUUGAUUUACAUGAGGUCAUAUCAUAAUAAUUUAUAACUUUUACCUUAUUUUUUUCAAAUACCGUACUCAAAAAUAGAUUUUUUUUUCCAAAUAUCUACCACCCACUCCACUUGUUUUUUUAAUUACCUUUGUUUCAAACUACCGUAUACCUAUUGAUUUUAGCGCAUUUCAUACUAAUUACGUGAGAGUAGAGAGUGUUGGAAAUUGAGAGACGCAGAUAUGUGACAGAUUAUUAUCUUUUUUGUUUUGAGAUUCUAAUCGGUUCAUUUGAAGUUUUUUUUUUGCAGUUGAAGACAAUUUUGUUGCAUUUUUCUUACUUUAUAUGGUUUUGAAACAGUAAAAACUUUUUUACGGUAAUAUUUUUGCGAUGAGACUCUGUGUCCCUUUAAAACAAGUCUGUAUUUGUGUUUUGAAUUCCCAUUUCAUUUUCUUGCCUUCAAAAUCAAACCCUCGUGUUUUCUAAUUUUCUAAUCUCAAAUUCCGAAUUCUUAUUCUCGGAUGCGGUCAUUCUUUCUUUCCGGAUGUCAAAAAGUAAUUUAAAAUUAAAAUUGAGUAAAAAUAAAUUGUCGGCAAGGUGUCUUCUUCUUUCCCCCUUUUUUCUUCUAAUAGGAUAUCAUGUAAGUAACUAAAAGUGCUCUUUUCACAUUUAAUUGCAUUUUUAUCUACAUUAUUUGACUCGAAAUUUAGAAAUUGCAUUUUAAUGAAAAAACAUUUUGAAACAAGAUUAUCAUUUUCCAAGAAAAAAUCACGUGUCACGCUUGUAUAGUCUUUCAAAAAAGUUUAGAUACUUCGGGUUACAUAUUUAAUCUUAGGCUUAGGCUUAAGCGUAGGCUCGGGUUUACUUGUUAGGCUUAUUGUUUUCAAAGCCUAUGCCUAGGUCUAGAAGUCUAAGCCAUCAAAGUUUCCAUCUAAGAAGUGUAUUUCGAAUUUUCGAGUUCCUGACUUUUAAAGUCCUUAACAUAAGGUCUUUCAGGCUUAUGCUGUGUUUUCUUGAAGCCUAAGCUAAAAUUUUAAAAUUUCAGAUUGUUGAAACUCUCUGGAAACAACUAUUUCACGAGAUGUUCUUCAAACUUUCAUAGUCACGACUGAAAGCUCUAAAAAGUUGCCCAAUCUUCCAUAACCAUAUCACCACUUCACGCUAUUUACAAUCAGAUCCUCCACGUUUUUUUCCAAAAUUCCAAGUAGUCCAUCAUAUCAACACCCAUAUAAUUAGCGCAAAAGGGCGGAGAGACGAAAAUAAUCUGAUUGGAUUGACGAAAAAAGGGGGCGGGUCACUCACUUCUUUUUUUUUUGAGUAUCCUUUACUUUUUUUUGCUAUUCUUAAUCUAUAUCUUCCUCAAUAAUAUCAGAUGAAAAUGGCUUUGAAAUUCGGAAUCGAUCAAAUCCUAUCACCGCAUUUUGGUAUGCAAAUUGGUUUAUCACUUUCAUCGCCAUCUCCAUCAUUUUCAACAUCUUCAAGUCCAUCGAGUCUCUCACCAACAACAUCUGCACAAAUUGCGGAUAAUCGAGCGAUAUUUCCAGCUUGGGUGUUUUGUACGAGAUAUUCGGAUCGACCUUCGGCUGGACCAAGACAUCGAAAAUCGCGGAAAAGGGAAUCGACUGGGAGUUCUGGAAGUUCGGAAGAGGAAAAGAGACCGAGAACUGCAUUUACUUCGGAACAAUUGGAACGAUUGAAACAACAAUUUCAUGAUAACAGGUUUGUGGUUUUUGAAUUACGAAGGGGUGAUAACGGAUUUCGAAAAAUAAGAAAUAUUGAUUUAUAGAAAUUGACGUGUAGAGAUUCAGACAGGUGCUACUACUUGAGGAUUAGGCCCUAUAGGCGCGAAUCCUUGACAAUUGAACUUUCUAAGCGCGACUACUUGAAGCUCUCAAGAUUCUGAAAAUUUUAGAUUUAAUUUUCUAAAUCUGGAAAUCACGACUUAGCCGAAAUAUGAUUUUGAAACAUUUUUUUCAAGUUUUCAAUUUUAAAACAAGGAAUAUUUGAAAUUGAGGAAUUCAAGAAAAAAUUCAGUCGGGCUAAUUUUCCAAGACUCAUUUCACAGCACCGUGAUCAGCGCGUUGAGUUCUACAAGACACAAUAUCCCCACAUUAUUUUACUAGAGCCCCAAUCUUACAGAAUCAAUAUGUUUUCUCAGCUCAAGUUUCCAACCCCAUCUUUUUUUCCAGAUAUCUAACCGAAAAACGACGACAAGAAUUGGCUCAUGAAUUGGGACUCAACGAAUCGCAAAUCAAAAUUUGGUUCCAGGUAACUUCUAUUUGACCUUGUUUACCAUAAAUACCAUAAGACAAAUUACAUAUUUAUCACAUUGCCAAAAAGGCGGUGCUGAUCCUAAUCCAAAAAAAUACAUAAUGUUUCUUUCCCGACAAUAAGAAUAAUAUUUAUAAUUAUGGGGGUGUCAUGAUUUUUAUCGCACUCUUGUAGUUAUGUAUGUUAGGUUGGACAUGGAUAUUUAUGAUGUGUAAGAAGAGAUAUGAUUGUAAAAGGUCAUUUUUGACUGACUGACUGACAUAAUCCGGGGUGAAAUUUGAGGAUGUUUGGGAUUUUGGAAAGAGUUCUAGGAAUUUAGUGCUUUUGAGUUGGAAAUCUUGAUUCUGAAAUUACACAGCUCAGAUCCUCCCUUUUUCAAAACCUUCAGGUGACCUUUUGAAGCUUUGAGAUUUCAAAAAUUCUGAAAAAUCUGGUGCUUUUUUCUAGUCUACAAAAUUUUCAAUUCAAAAAUGCUCUGUUUCAAAGUUCCACCAACGCUAUUCAAAACCUGUCAGCAAUAAAUUUCGAACACAUUUGAUUCAAAAUCUACAGUAUUCUUUCUCUGUUCCUUUUUUUUGUCGGCGCGCGAAUUUAAACAAACAAUGUCGAAUGUUUCAUCGCAAUUGUCAAAUUCGAAAAGAAAAAGAGAUUGAUUAUGACCAUGCGAUGAGAAACGAACUCUUUCAACCUUGGAACACAACAUUAAAUCGAAUAUUUCAGAGAAAAAAAAGAAGAAGAACGGUUUAAAGAUUUGAAUGUGUGAUAAAGUCAAAAUGAAUUAGUUUAGACGGGUUUGAUAUUCAGGUUAAAUGAAAAAAUUGAUUUUAAAAUUCUAAAUGUCGUGAGCUAUGACGUGGCAAGUCAUAAAAAAUAAAUUGAAAUUAAAAAUUAUUUUUAUAAAAGUUAUGACGUGGCAAUUUGAAUCCACAUUGUUCAAAAAAAAUCCCAAAACUCUUCUAAUAUCCCCCUGUACACCCAAAUUAAGCGAAGAAAUAAAAAAAAGCGUGACCUAUGACGUGGCAAUUUAGAAAUUAAAAAAAAAUCUUCGAGCUUUUUUUCAAAUCUUGAGGUGGAUUUUUGGCCCUUAAAUCCCCCGGAAGAACUUGAGUUUUUUGAGCUAGAAAAUUUUGAUCUACCAAAUAAUUCGGAAUUUUUUCUAACAAUAAAUAUAAGUUAUGGAGUCUUUAGUUUUUUCAAAUUCCAUUUUUUUCAGAACAAACGUGCAAAACUGAAAAAAUCAAAUCCACUUUCAACUUCUCAAUCUUCUACUUCCUCAUCUUCUUCUUCUUCAACAAAUCCGUCAUCAAUAAAUUUCCAAAUGUUGGCUCAAUUAUCCCAAAUUCGUCAAUAA